Cornus florida is the source of this 477-nucleotide messenger RNA. RefSeq lists its product as uncharacterized. The coding region runs from base 1 to 477 and encodes 158 amino acids. Lineage: Eukaryota; Viridiplantae; Streptophyta; Magnoliopsida; Cornales; Cornaceae. The record is from RefSeq and is a predicted model, not a curated record. The transcript has a single exon.
AUGUCCCCAUACCGUUUGGUUUAUAGAAAAGCCUGUCAUUUGCUAGUAGAGCUGGAACACCGUGCUUAUUGGGCCAUUAAGGCCAUGAUUUUUGACUCUGAUAAAGCCGGUAAACAUAGGAAACUUCAGCUUGAUGAGUUGGAAGAAAUUCGAAAUGAUGCCUAUGAGAGUUCCAAAAUGUGUAAAGCCAAAACAAAGUUGGAACAUGACAAGCACAUUCUUCGAAAGGAUUUCUUCCCCGGACAAAAGGUUCUUUUGUAUAACUCCCGUCUUCAAUUGUUUCCUGGGAAGUUACGGUCACGUUGGUCUGGCCCAUACUUUGUCAAACAUGUGGCAAGUCAUAGUACAAUUGAGGUACAAGACCCCACGACUGGGGAAUUGUUCAAAGUUAAUGCUCAUCGCUUAAAACCUUUUUUUGAGCUCGAGUCUCAUGAAAUUGAGGAAAUUCUCCUCAUCGAUCCUGUCUAUUCGGAUUGA